Molecule: messenger RNA, 2810 nt
Organism: Cimex lectularius (bed bug)
Lineage: Eukaryota; Metazoa; Arthropoda; Insecta; Hemiptera; Cimicidae
Gene: Dhx15
Product: putative pre-mRNA-splicing factor ATP-dependent RNA helicase PRP1
Exons: 13
Coding region: 173-2353 (726 amino acids)
Cellular component (GO): intracellular anatomical structure; spliceosomal complex
Molecular function (GO): RNA helicase activity; RNA binding; ATP binding
Source: RefSeq, a predicted model, not a curated record
UGUAGAGUGUAUUGCGUGUGUACUGUAGACUAUAGAGAGUACUCUGCAGGCCCGCAGGGAUAUUAUUUGUCGCUUUUCUCAAUAGGUUUUUCCCCCCCAACAAAUCUAUCCUUUUCCUUUACUAAAGCAGUGAAUCCAUUGACAGGAAUAAGUUCUUCGUGAAGAGUUCAACAUGAAGAAGAGCCGGAUAGAGUACAUUGAUCCGUACGUGACAAAAAACAAGAGUCAUUCCUCUGGCAGUAGUUCUUCUUCCUCGUCUUCUUCUUCUUCAACGAAAUCAUCUUCAGUUCAACCAAAACUCCAAACCAGCCGUAACCCUUUUACAGGGUUGCCAUUCACACCUCGGUACCAUGAAUUUUACCGGAAGAGGAUUCAAUUGCCUGUCUUUGAGUACAGACAAACAUUUAUGAACUAUCUUCAUAAAAAUCAGUGCAUUGUGUUAGUUGGAGAGACAGGUUCAGGAAAAACAACUCAAAUACCUCAAUGGUGUGUAGAGUAUUCAGUCUGUGUUGGCUCAAAAGGUGUUGCAUGUACCCAGCCAAGAAGAGUGGCUGCCAUGUCUGUGGCACAAAGAGUUUCUGAAGAAAUGGAUGUUUUACUUGGGCAGGAGGUCGGUUAUAGCAUUAGGUUUGAAGACUGCUCAUCAGGAAAAACUGUGUUAAAGUACAUGACUGAUGGUAUGCUGCUGAGGGAAGGGAUGUCAGACCCGAUGCUUGAAAACUAUCAAGUAAUUCUUCUUGAUGAGGCCCACGAAAGGACUCUAGCCACUGACAUUCUCAUGGGUGUUCUGAAAGAGAUAAUCAAACAAAGGCCUGACCUGAAAUUGGUUAUAAUGUCGGCUACGCUUGAUGCAGGAAAAUUUCAGCAAUAUUUCGACAAUGCACCUCUCAUGAAUGUUCCUGGUAGGACUCAUCCUGUUGAAAUUUAUUACACUCCAGAGCCAGAGAGAGAUUAUUUAGAAGCAGCAAUAAGGACUGUCAUACAGAUACACAUGUGUGAGGAAAUAGCUGGAGAUGUUUUAUUAUUUUUGACUGGGCAAGAGGAAAUUGAAGAAGCAUGUAAAAGAAUCAAACGAGAGAUUGAUAACUUGGGACCUGAAGUGGGUGAACUGAAAUGUAUCCCACUUUACUCUACACUCCCACCUAACCUGCAACAAAGAAUUUUUGAGCCAGCACCCCCUAACAAGCCUAAUGGGGCUAUUGGACGCAAAGUUGUUGUUUCUACCAAUAUUGCUGAAACAUCCCUCACCAUUGAUGGAGUUGUAUUUGUGAUAGACCCUGGUUUUGCAAAACAGAAAGUUUAUAACCCUAGAAUCAGGGUUGAAUCUCUGCUGGUUUCACCAAUCAGCAAAGCAUCUGCACAGCAACGUGCUGGUCGAGCUGGUCGUACGAGACCUGGAAAAUGUUUCAGACUUUAUACUGAGAAAGCAUAUAAAAAUGAAAUGCAGGAUAACACUUAUCCAGAAAUCUUGAGGUCUAAUUUAGGAUCAGUUGUGCUUCAACUUAAAAAACUUGGGAUUGAUGACUUGGUCCACUUUGAUUUUAUGGAUCCCCCUGCUCCUGAGACGUUAAUGAGAGCGUUGGAACUUCUUAACUACUUGGCAGCCCUGGAUGAUGAUGGGAACCUUACACAUUUGGGUGCAGUAAUGGCUGAAUUCCCUUUGGAUCCACAACUGGCCAAAUUGCUCAUAACCAGUUGCCAAUUGAACUGCUCCAAUGAAAUACUGUCAAUUACAGCAAUGCUAUCAGUCCCUCAGUGCUUUGUGAGGCCAAAUGAAGCGAAGAAAGCAGCCGACGAUGCAAAAAUGAGAUUUGCUCAUAUUGAUGGUGACCACCUUACUCUGCUCAACGUGUACCACGCCUUUAAACAAAAUACUGAGGAUCCACAAUGGUGCUAUGACAACUUUGUUAACUAUAGGUCCCUCAAAAGUGGGGAUAAUGUGAGGCAACAACUUGCAAGAAUCAUGGACAGAUUUGGUCUGAAGAGAACAUCUACUGAAUUCAAUUCCAAGGAUUACUAUGUCAACAUUAGGAAAUCUUUAGUAACUGGCUUUUUUAUGCAGGUUGCACAUUUAGAAAAAACAGGACACUACUUGACAAUCAAAGACAAUCAAGUUGUGCAAUUGCAUCCUUCAACUUGCCUUGAUCAUAAACCAGAUUGGGUUGUUUACAAUGAAUUUGUACUCACUACCAAAAAUUAUAUUCGAACAGUCACAGAUGUAAAACCUGAAUGGCUUUUGAAGUUGGCGCCCCAGUAUUAUGACCUCCAGAAUUUCCCACAGUGUGAGGCCAAGAGACAGCUAGAAGCACUGCAGAAGAGACUGGAUUCCAGGCAGUACCAAGAGGAAUUUUAAAGAACUGACAGUUUGGAAAACAGGAUUUAUUUUUAUUUCUUAAGGACUUAGAUACCUGAAUCUUUCCUCAGCUUUAACGUUAGUUCACCUGUGUGAGGUAUAAUGUGCGGGAUAAAUGACAAACCUAAAAAUUAAUUUUUAAUUUAUAAGUAUACAAUUAUAUUUCAAUUUGUUUGUAAAAUGUUUUACAACUUUGAUUUUUGUUAUCAUUCACCCAGGCACAGUAAGCUAUUAAAUGGUGUAUAGUCGUUUGUUUCUCAUAAUAAUUCAUCUAUUUAAUGUAAUGUUUAUUGGAAAUUGUAACAUAGAAAUAUAUAUAUUGACAUGUACAUGAAAUAGUGGUUAAAACAAUGAUAUUUAUUUUAAAUCAUUCCAAUACCAAUUUUACACAAGGCCAGUCCCAAUGUGAACAAUUCCUUUCAACAAAUGUUGUAUCAAAUAAAUGAUUUAUUCAUUA